AAACAGGUUUGUCUUGUCUUGUGUCGCUAAGUGGCCACUGGCUACAAUUUACUUUCACGCUCCUCCACCGCGCUUCUGCCACUCGACCUUUUUACCUCUGUCUACACCACAAACAAGAGUCGCUCCCAGAUCUACUUCAGAAGUUUAGGAAGAUUUAAGCGGACCAUGCCACAGUAGCUCAGAAGAUGAUGAUGAUGAUGAUGAAGCAAUGAGUUUCUGUCCUGUGAACACUGCAACAAAGUUGAAGUAGAAGCUGUAUUCCUCUGCUUACAUGAUGCCUGUGGAAACUCUCCCACAGUCAGUGAAGCGUCCCGUUCGGACAGUGGUCACAUUCACACACCCCCGUCUCCGGCCCAAAGCCCCCAUGGCUCCAGAGCUGUACCGGCAGGGCCUGGCUGCGACUGGGAGGCCUAAGCAGAGUGCAGUAGAAAGACUAGAGGCAGACAAAGCUAAAUAUGUGAAGAGCCAGGUGGCUCUGUGUAAGCAGCAGCCAGUGCGUCCGACAGAUGUGACCAGAGCUCUGUUGAGCCCCUGCUCUGCCCUGCAGCCGAUGAGAAAGACCCCCAUCCCAGCAAAGACAAAGGAGAGCAUCCAGCUGAACCUGGAGCACCUGAGUAGCCUGAUCAGUGAUGUGAGCGAUGGACCUCAGCUCAGUGCAGAGGACACAAAGCCUUCAGAGACUGUUUCUCCACAGAAGAAGGAGCGCCCAUGUCCGCCUCCACGCCCUGACUGGUCCAGUCCCGCCAAGGUGAGGCUCAAAUCUCCACCACCACCUCGAGAGGAGAGUGCCCCCACCCCUCCAGCAGCUGGGACAGUGCGCAGAGUGGACGUCGUGCCCCAGACUGGCUCAGCUCGCCCUCCUGUUAGACCAACUCAGUUCAUUAGGCUGCCCCUUCAGCCCAUCCUGCUACACUCCCAGCUCCACGGAACACGCCUCUUUCACCCUAGAACGCCUCCCGCCCCCUCUCCUCUCAAACCUGUGAUUGCUAUACCUCCAAAACCUGAAAACGCUCCCUUGACACCCCCACUCAAAUCCCCUCCUGCCCCUAUCAUUGCUCCUGCCCUUCUUGCUCCUCCUGAUACCCCUUUGUUGGCCCCACCAUCCCCGGCUUUCACCCGCCUCUCUUCCUCUAGUGCCAGGAAGAGGCCUUCUCUCACUCGCUCUAAAUCAGAUUUGAGUGACCGCUUCUCCAGAGCUGGCACAGAGCUGGAACGCUUUUUUAACCUGUGCGGAUUGGACCCUUCGGAUUUACGGGACCUGACUGCAUCUAACUCGGACAUUGUGUCUUUGGCCCGUUUCCGCAGUGUAAGUGCUCCUGGUUCUGAAUGCGGAGCGUCAGGACGGGAGGAGGAAGAAGAGGAAGAGGAAGAGAGCACUGGAAAUGCAGCACCGCGAGUCCCAUACGGUGUUUCUGUCAUUGAAAGAAAUGCACGAGUUAUUAAGUGGCUUUAUGGGUUACGUCAGGCAAAGGACAGUGCAAACAAAAGCACCAAUUUGUAAGAAAUAAUGUAAAAAUGUGUAAUUAACUAUGAUUACUUGAUUUGGUACAAAAAGGCAGGGACAAAAAAAUGUGUUCAUCUACAUCUUCAGAUUUUUUUUCCAUUGAGUCACAGUUCUGUUCAUUAAGAAUUAUUUUAAGCCUUUGAAUUUGUCUCAUAAUGGGGCGCAAGUUAUCAAGUGGCUGCAUUGGUAAAUUAAGAAAAGCAAAAAAAUUUGUUAGAAAUGUAUUAUGUUCCCAGAUUACAGAGACCAAAAUGUUUUCUUUUUUGUUCAUGAUCAGUUUGUGUUCAAGAUUUCAAAAGUUGUUUCAAAAUGUAGUUUUGUCCCAUAAUGGGGCUGUUGUAUUGUUGAGGCUGUUAAGUCUGGUACUAUGUCAGUUGUAUCACAAUAAAAGAUUCAUGAUGUAAGUAAAUAA
This is a messenger RNA of Boleophthalmus pectinirostris (great blue-spotted mudskipper), 1916 nucleotides long. Its product is annotated as protein FAM110A-like. The transcript has 2 exons. Lineage: Eukaryota; Metazoa; Chordata; Actinopteri; Gobiiformes; Gobiidae. The coding region runs from base 272 to 1501 and encodes 409 amino acids. The record is from RefSeq and is a predicted model, not a curated record.